UCAAAGUCCGCAGACGCGUUUGCGACGAGCCAACGUUCGCGCGGAAGUUGGCGCCUUUCGUGACUCCGGUUUACGAAUUCGUGUCGUGUGUAAUUGUAUCGUGAAUCAUCCACGAUGCCGCGGAUUCUUGACGAUCGAACGACUCGCGUGUGGCGCAACAACGGACGUUGUCUUUGACGACGGUUUCAUCAAGGGAGAAGCAUCGCCGACCGCGAAAACGGCGGGAUUGUCCGAGACAACGGCGCCGAUCUUCGUCGUCAUCGUCGCCGUCGCCAUGGCCUACGUGCUCUGGCGAGUGUUUAUGAAGAAGUACUCCAAGGUGCGGCUGGGCAUCAGAAAUCUGCCAGUGAUACCGGCAGAUCGCCGGCCGCCGGAGAAAGAAGAGACAUGGACUCUGACUGCUGAUCAGCAGGAUUCGUGCGUCUGUUUUGACGGUGCCGUCGAUUCCAAGGUGAAAGAGGCGCACAAUUCCGAGAAAACACAAUUGAAAACGCCUGCGGAAGUAAUAUCAGUGGAUGCGAGUGAUAACGUGGACAACACUUUGCCACGCAGCCAGGAGACCAGGAAAAGUAAGACUAAGAAAGUGAAGAGCUAUCUGAAGAAGUGCAAGGGCGCGCUGUCGAAAGGUGAUGAGAGCGUCACAGACAAGAGACGCCACGAGAACUGCACUUCAUGGUACUUGGACGACGUUUCAACUUGCGCGAGUCAGCAAGAGGAUCACGACGAACCUUCGGAGAAAUACACGGAAUUCCCUGAAGAGAGACUCGAAGAGGCGGUCCGCGAUGUGGAGUCUGUCGAAGAUCCUGUGCCUGAAACGCUCGAAGAGAAUUUCUUGAGGGGCGAGAACUUCGAGGAAACUCCGCAUGAUGCUCUCACCAGACUAUUGGAAGAGGAUCAUAGGGCUGAUCUUAGCAGAAGCAGAACGUCUUUGUAUGAGGAUGCCAAAGAUGCAAAUCCAGAACAACUUGUCUCGGACGAGAAAACUCUGACGAAGGAAUCAGAGCUUUUCCGUGAUGAAGAAAAAAAAGACGCGGCGAUCUCACUCGAGACAUUAACGACGGAAGACACGAAUCUGAAUAAGUGCGAUUCGAACGAUACAUUGAUAGCAGAAGUUCCGGAAGCAAACGAAACCGCGACAGAUCUUAACUCGGAAUUAACGAUUAUUGUGAAGGAAGAAGAAGACGCACCGAAAGAUCCUGUGGACGAGGAGAUACUGGUUCCUGCAUGCUGUGGGAAUCGUGGGGACUUCGCUUCUCUGGUCCGGAAUUUGCUCGGUCCAAUUUACGGCGACAGUGUUAUGAAUUUACUGAUAAGACAAGCACGGGAUAUCCUAGUUUGCGCUUAUCACGGCAACUUGGAGAACUUCGUCCGGACUUAUCUCUCACCUGCUGCAGUCCUUCUAGCGGAAGUCAAGAAUGUCGCCUCCGAAACGGGAAACGAGGCGGUGGUGCCUGAAGGCUGGCCUCUGACGUUAGGCGGCAACGGCCUGAUCCUGCAGCUGGGUGAGCUCGAGGCGUCUGCAUUGCGUCUUGGGGAAUGUUACCUUUGCGUACGCAGCGCGGCUGUUGCAACUGCAACUGCAACUGCAACCACCUCGUCGGUCAGCGGCGCCACGACCGCCGGUGAAGCCGUCGAGCAAAAUACCGUUGAGAUAGCAGUAGUCUGGCGAACUACGUCGAUGAGGGCCCCGGGGAUUUUGGGUUGGGACCGUGAAGACGAGUUUAUGGACUGGCGGGACCUGACAAACAAGGGUCAGCCAAGCUCGUCGAAUACGGCGAGCGCAAAUCUCAGCGGAGCGCAGCCCUCGAGCGUGAUGAAAACCACCGGUCGUCUGCGGCGAAGAUCGCGCGAGGACGCGCGUCCGAGGACACGCGAGAUUAACAGAACUAACAGCGCUGAACAUCGUCGGGAGGAGGCCAGGUCGAUCGACAGGCUGGAACACCAAUUCUGUCGUGAGAAUCACACGAUCGGCGAGUCCGGUCAUACUGCCACAGUGAUGAAGUCCAGGUCCGCGUCCAGUGUCAAUACUUGGAAGGACGACCUCAACGGCGACGAGGACGAACUAGAUCGAAGCACGAGUUGCAGAGCGUGUUCCAAGAAUUCCUCUAGUCCCAUCGGCGGCGACGAGAGUCGCGCCAAAGUGAAGCGAUGCACCAAGGUGGUCUCCCCCACAACAAUGGAAAAAUGGAAGGAGAGCAGUAGGUGCGAAAUACGUAGCAGGUCUAUCGCAUCGGAAGAUCUGAAAAGUCCUCUGCAAUUCGAGGAAAGCGUUUUGCGGCGAAACGAUAUCGUCGAUGAUUCACCAAAAGAUCUCGAGGACAGAUUGCGGAACGCGGGUGGUCCAGACGAUAUUAGCGACGAGGAUCUGCCGGCAUACAUAGGCAGUUUGCUUGUCACCGUCGAGAGAAAAAUCGAAAGGGUCUCGCUCGACGAUAUGACGUUCCCCUGUCCGGCGUGCAGGAAUAUAGACACGGACGAUCCGUUGCUGGGAUGCAGAUGCGCUGGCGACGACUGCGGCUGCGGCGAGGAUAAUUGCGAUUGUUCUUCCUCCGUUUCGCGAAAGGAACAAUCCGCGAAGAGCUUCGAAGUGGCGGGAAUCAAGCAUAUCGACAGUGAUGACGAAGAAGAAGUACGAAUGGGAUUCGGAACCAAAAAGCGAGUCGACGAAGUAGCAUCACCAAGGACUAUCCACGACUUGCCAGAACACGUUCUCACAUGUGGCCUGUCACUUCCCGGAUACUCGGACGUUGCCGGGAGACCGGUUAUCGAAUUCGAGGACAAUGUAUCCAUAAGGGAAACCCUUUCCAUUAGAGAGACGUCGUCUUUUCUACUCUACCUCGCUCGUCUACCUAGCUCCGACUGCACAAAAGAUGGCUUCACUAUUUUCAUACGCGGCGAUUCUAAAGAGAGUCUGGAGUUUAUAGACGAAGUAGUGGUCCUGUUGCAGGGCAGAGUCAACGUGGUUCAGACUCUCGUGCUUCGAAAUGCCGCAACAACGGAUGGCCUGAUUGAAUCUCUCUUACCUCUCAGUAAGGUCCAGACCGUCAUCGUGAAUGAUGCCAUUCUCGCAAAGUAUAUUCCCAGACGAGAAGAAAAUCACGACCAGAUGCAAUGGAUCGCUUUUUAUAAGGAAUACGACAGCCUCAUGACGGAGUGGCAAUCGGCUGGUCGCAGAUUAGCCCUCGAAAUGUCGGACCUGAAGGAAUGUACAAGCCUGUCUGGCACUUUGACGCCUCUCGGUCGGCUCCUCACGGACCCCACAUUGAGAAGAACGUCUAGAGAUGCCGAAGAGGCCAUCGCCGCACUCGAGGAACGUGCGGUCCCCCUUCUAUACAUUGAGCACGUUAGAUUGUCGGUGAAACGAGCCCGAAGACUGGUGGAGGAGGUGGGUAAGACUGCCACCAGGCUGGAGUCAUCGUUCGAGUCGCGACGCGCGACUAUCCGCAAUCUCGCGGUUCUGCGGAGCAUCGAGGAUCAAGCACACGAGGUACUAUCGUGGCUUUGCAAGAAAGGCGAAGAUAUUCUGUCGAAGCACGCACAGCAUAUAGCGACGAACUUGACGUCGGCACGUCUUCACGAGCGGGAAUUCGAGAAGUUUUACUUCACGUCGAUGAGACACCUGGACAAGGGAAGCGAUCUUGCCGAGGCGGCGAGCGCAAGCGGACUUCGCGAGCUCGCGAGAUCUUUGAAGCAACACCUACGAGGAUUCGGCUCCCGCUUGGAGGAUAGACGGGAAUAUCUGGAGGACACAUCGAGAUGUUGUCUUCUGCAGGAUCGCGCCUACGAAUGGGCGCAAGAAGCUCGCCUGGCGAGCGAGAGAAGGUCUCAGCAAUUCUUGAUGGCGAGGCCACCUCUACCACCCGAACAUUUCACCGAGAUGAUGGCUCUGGCGGAGAAGCUCGGUAAUGAAGUCCUUCUGGAGCAAUGUCGUAUCGCUCGAAAUAAAUGCGCGGAAGCCCUCGAAGUCGCCAGAACCACAUCCGCUCCGGGAAGUCCUGCGAGGAGAAGAUCUUUCGCCGUUUCCGAGUCGACUUCUUGGGACGACACUUUGGCUAAAAGGACGUCCUGGGACGAUAGCGACAGCAGCGCGUCUUAUGCUUGUCCGAUGGAAAGCGUCGGAUCAGGUGGUAGCGGUGGUCGACCAGUGUUGGACAAUAUCGCUGAACUUCGAGAGAGUGCCGAGCAGCUUCUGGACUGUUCGCCACCGCGUACACCUCCGCGAAGUCCGGCACCACGAAGGCUGGUUAAGCCACCAGUAAACUCGCACCUUCACAGAUCAGCUAGUAUCGCGCCAGGAAUGAAGGCGAAAAAAACAAUACUGCUCAUAAUGAGGGAGAUGAUACAGACUGAACGAGACUACGUGAAGUCCCUCGAAUAUAUAAUAGAGAACUAUAUUCCGGAACUCGUACGGGAGGACAUACCACAGGCUCUCAGAGGCCAGAGAAAUGUAAUUUUCGGUAAUGUUGAGAAGAUAUACGAGUUUCACAGUCAACACUUUCUACGCGAACUAGAGCAGUGCGAGCAAUCGCCCAUGCUGGUGGGACAAAGUUUCUUGCAGGAGAAGAAAUUUUAUCUUUACGCCUUGUACAAUAAAAAUAAACCAAAUUCCGAUUCGCUAAUGGCAGAAUACGGCACGAGUUUCUUCAAACAGAAACAAUUAGAAUUGGGAGAUAAAAUGGACUUAGCUAGCUAUUUAUUGAAGCCGGUUCAGCGAAUGGGAAAAUAUGCUUUGCUGCUUCAGCAGCUGGUCAAAGCCGGCACAGAUUUAUCGGAACAAUUGUCUGGCAAAGAGGAGAAGGAAGAAAAGGAAGACGGUAUGAAACCGAUGGUUGAAGGUGAAGCGGAUUUAAGGGCUGCCGAGCAGAUGGUGCGAUUUCAGCUUCGACAUGGAAACGAUCUUUUGGCAAUGGAUUCACUUCGCGAUUGUGACGUAAAUGUAAAAGAACAAGGUAGACUGUUGCGGCAAAACGAAUUUUUAGUUUGGCAAGGAAAAGGCAAAAAAUGCCUGCGUCAAGUAUUCCUGUUCGAAGAUCUUAUACUCUUCAGUAAGGCAAGAAGAUUUCCCGAUAGGAAGAAUCUUGAUAUUUACAUCUAUAAACAUAGCAUUAAAACGACAGAUAUCGGUUUAACCGCCGUUAUCGCAGAUUCGCCUACAAAAUUCGAAAUUUGGUUCCGCAAGAGGAAACCAGGAGAUACAUACACGUUACAAUGCGCGAGUGAAGAUAUUAAAAAAGCCUGGACUGAGGAACUGAGCAACCUCCUGUGGAAGCAGGCGCUUCGAAACAGAGAAGUGCGCCUGGCGGAGAUGUCGAGCAUGGGUAUUGGGAAUAAGCCAUGUUUAGAUAUAAGGCCUAGUGCAGAUCAGAUAAAUGAUCGCUCCAUCAGUGUGGCUCAACUCUCUAAGACACCUAGAUUUAGAAACUCUAUAGCAGUGUCAAUGACGGAGGACUCCAGUCGUUGCAGCAGAAGGCCGCACAGCGUAAUUUCCGUCAGUUCGUCCUCGAGCAGCGGUGGAAGCAGUGGUCCUCCUACUACGCUUAAUCUUGGGUUAGAUACGAGUCCACGACCGCAUCAUCGUAGUACUACACUGAACAGCCAAUGUAGCGUAGAAAGUGGUAUUAUCGCCGAUAUCUCAAUUGUAUCGGAUGAUGGAGGUGAUGGCACUGAAAGAAGUCAUUGGAAUUCAACUCUGGAAAGUCCUACGUCACAUCUACCUACAACUUCCACUCCACUGCAGUCACCAACCAGCGCAACAGCGGCAACAGUUACCCCUGCUUCCUCGACGGAUACGAAUCUCACAUCUUAUGACCAAGAUAUGUCUAUUAAUCUAUGAACUUUGCUCGACACGAGGAAAAAAAAGUCUAUCAUUGAUUCACUUGCAAGUUUUUGUUACGAUUACAAAGACGUAAUACAUUAUCGUGGCAUAUUUAGAUAAGUAUAAUGAGGUAACAUUGUCGCACGCGUACUGUAGCAUUAGAAUACAUUGUACCCUUGAGCAUCUAUAGUUUAAUGACGUAAAAAUAUAGUUGCAUGCAAUUCGGUAGAUCGCCGCAUUACGCUUAACACGUGUGCCCAGCUACGAACUUGUAAUCGCAUUACAUAAACGUAGAUCUUUAUCUUAAAGUUGCGGAGAUGUGGUACCGAAUUUUAACAUUUUUAACUUUCAAGUGAAUCCGUCUGUGAAUCUAUCUUUUGAUACGCUU
This is a messenger RNA of Acromyrmex echinatior (Panamanian leafcutter ant), 6203 nucleotides long. RefSeq lists its product as uncharacterized. Gene Ontology annotation, molecular function: guanyl-nucleotide exchange factor activity. NCBI's taxonomy places the organism in Eukaryota, Metazoa, Arthropoda, Insecta, Hymenoptera, Formicidae. The record is from RefSeq and is a predicted model, not a curated record.